Molecule: messenger RNA, 2985 nt
Organism: Saccharomyces kudriavzevii IFO 1802
Lineage: Eukaryota; Fungi; Ascomycota; Saccharomycetes; Saccharomycetales; Saccharomycetaceae
Gene: VPS41
Product: Vps41p
Exons: 1
Coding region: 1-2985 (994 amino acids)
Biological process (GO): macroautophagy; vesicle-mediated transport; endosomal vesicle fusion
Cellular component (GO): late endosome; HOPS complex
Molecular function (GO): protein binding
Source: RefSeq, a predicted model, not a curated record
AUGACAAUAGAUAACCUCCAGGAGGCUUCCAAUUUGAACCAAGAAAGGGGCAGUAGCGUAAUUGGUGAAAGCGACUCCAUCUCUGAGAGGGACCAUGAUGAUAAUAUGGCGGAGACAGUUGAGGUAACUCCGCCAAAAGAGGUCAAUGGUUACAUACUAAAAGAAGCCGGGGAGACAAUGUCUCAACAAGAUAAAAGCACGGUUACAGUGAUUGCGACGAAAGCAGAAGAUGAUGAUGAUGAUGAUAAUGAAGUUGAUAGUGAAGAAGAUGAUGGUGAGGAAGAUGAGAAUGAUGAUGAAGAUGACGACGAGCCACCUCUUCUGAAGUACACAAGAAUCAAUCAACUCCCGAAAAACUUCUUUCAAAGGGAUUCAAUCUCUUCGUGUUUAUUUGGUGAUGCUUUUUUCGCAUUUGGUACACAUUCAGGUAUUCUACAUUUAACCACAUGCACAUUCGAGCCUAUCAAGACAAUCAAAUGCCAUAGGUCUUCGAUACUAUGUAUUAAUACCGACGGCAAAUAUUUUGCUACCGGAUCUAUUGACGGUACAGUUAUAAUCGGAUCCAUUGAUGAUCCGCAGAACAUUACACAAUACGAUUUUAAAAGACCUAUAAAUUCUGUAGCAUUGCAUUCUAAUUACCAAGCGUCAAAGAUGUUCGUUUCUGGUGGAAUGGCUGGCGAUGUGGUGCUAUCUCAAAGGAACUGGCUAGGCAAUAGGAUUGAUAUUGUUCUGAAUAAGAAGAAAAAGGAAAAAACCAGGAAAGAUGAUCAAUUUUCUGACGCUAGAGGCCCUAUAAUGGGGAUAUACAUUAUGGGUGACCUUAUCUUAUGGAUGGAUGAUGAUGGCAUUACAUUUUGUGACAUUCCAACAAGGUCACAGCUCCUCAACAUUCCAUUCCCUUCAACGAUUUUCAAUGUUCAAAAUGUGAGAUCAGACCUGUUCAGACCGCACGUUCAUUUCUUAGAAAGUGAUCGAAUUAUCAUCGGAUGGGGAUCCAACAUUUGGCUCUUUAAAGUUUCUUUUACUAAAGAUUCAAAUUCGUACAAAUUCAGCGAUUCCAACUCUCAAAACAACAAUAUGGGUCAUUUCAACCCUACUACAAAUAUAGGCUCUCUAUUAUCUAGUGCUGCCUCAAGCUUUAGAGGAUCACCAGAUAAAAAAGUGGAGUUGGAAUGCAAUUUCACUGUAUCAAUGCUCAUUGCUGGGUUAGCGUCUUUUAAGGAUAACCAAUUAUUAUGUCUUGGAUUUGAUUUAGAUGUCGAAGAUGACGUAGGUGUUGAUAAAAAUAACAAGGGCCUGGAUUUAGCUAACCAGCAAAAAAACUUAUUGUUCAAGGGGAACGCUCCGGAAUUAAAAAUCGUUGAUCUUUUUAAUGGUGAUGAAAUAUAUAAUGAUGAAGUCAUCAUGAAAAACUACGAAAAAUUAUCUUUGAACGAUUAUCACCUGGGUAAACAUAUAGAUGAAACAACACCAGAAUACUAUUUGAUAAGUUCUAAUGACGCUAUCAGGGUCCAAGAAUUGUCACUAAAAGAUCAUUUUGAUUGGUUCAUAGAAAGGAAACAAUUUUACAAAGCUUGGAAGAUCGGUAAAUAUGUCAUCGGAUCAGAAGAAAGAUUUGGUAUAGGAUUAACCUUCUUAAACAAUCUGGUAGCCAAAAAGGAUUGGAGUACAUUGAUCAAUCACUUGAACAUUAUUUUUGAAGAAACUUUAAACUCAUUUGAUUCUAACUCAUAUGACGCCACUAAUAAAGUGCUGCAAGAAUGGGCGGAUACCAUAGAAGUUUUGAUCAAAUCGGGAAAAAUUAUAGAAAUCGCUCCCUUAAUUCCCAAGAAGCCUGCUUUAAGAAAAUCAGUAUAUGACGACGUGCUACAUCACUUCUUGGCCAAAGAUAUGAUCAAUAAGUUUCAUGAGUAUAUUAAUAAAUGGGAUCUAAAGCUUUUUUCUGUUGAUAAUUUUGAGGAGGAGUUAGAAACAAAGAUAGAGACCGCAAAUGAGCCCGUAGCUACACAUAGUGAUGGAGAGUUCCAUAUUACUUAUAGAACAGAGUUAGUCCAUCUAUAUUUGAAAGAGAAUAAAUAUACGAAGGCUAUACCACACUUAUUGAAAGCUAAAGAUUUACGAGCUUUAACUAUUAUAAAAGUACAAAAUUUGUUGCCGCAAUACCUAGAUCAAAUAGUGAAUAUCAUUCUUCUCCCAUACAGGGGCAAGAUUUCUAAUAUUUCUAAACUAUCAAUAUUUGAAAUUCAAACAAUUUUCAACAAACCAAUCGACUUGUUAUUUGAGAAUAGGCACACCAUACCCAUCGAUAGAAUAUACAGAAUAUUUGAGCAUGACUGUCCAAGGUCUUUCAACAAGAUUUUAUUUUGUUAUUUAAUGAAAUUUUUAGACAACGAUGACUCCUUCAUGCUCAAUCCCUAUGAAAAUCAGCUAAUUGAACUUUAUUCUGAAUAUGACCAACAAAGCCUAUUGCCUUUUUUACAAAAGCACAAUAACUAUAAUGUGGAGACUGCGAUCGAAGUUUGUUCCUCAAAACCUGGCCUAUACAAUGAAUUGAUAUACUUGUGGGGAAAAAUCGGUGAAACAAAGAAAGCAUUAUCUUUAAUCAUUGAUGAACUGCAGAAUCCACAAUUGGCCAUUGAUUUUGUUAAGAACUGGGGUGAUUCGGACCUUUGGGAAUUUAUGAUUAACUAUAGUCUAGAUAAACCUAAUUUCACCAGGGCCAUUUUAACAUGUCCUGAUGAUACAAGUGAGAUUUACUUGAAGGUUAUCAAACGCAUGUCGAACGAUUUAAAAAUUGACAAUCUGCAUGAAAUAAUCAGGCAUAUUGUCCAAGAGAACUCAUUAAGCUUAGAGGUGAGGGACAAUAUAUUGGUGAUCAUUAAUGAUGAAACGAAGAAAUUUGCCAAUGAAUUCUUGAAAAUAAGAAGUCAAGGUAAAUUAUUUCAAGUAGAUGAAAGUGACAGUGAAACCAUUGAUGACUUCUAG